AGCCCGGCAGGGAGAGCGGCGGAGGGCGGCGGCCGAGCUGCGCGCGGGGCCCGCGCCACACCCCCGCCCCCGGGGCCCGAGGGCUUCGCCGGGGGAGACACAAAGACAUGCGAAGCGGGGCAGAGCGAGGCUCGCGCACAAAGACGCCGCCGGGGCGCUCGGCCGCUCGGGCUGCACCGACCGCCCCCGCGCCGCGCCGCGCCGCCGACUGGCCAGCGCGGAAGCCGGGGCGGAGCGCACGGCGGCGGCGGGCGGCCGGCGCGGGACCCGGGUCGCCCGCGCUCUCCGGGUGACCCGGGCCCGGCCGCAGGCGCGUGCGGGGGCGGCGGCGCCCGCGCCCAACUUGGCCUCGGCCUCGCCCUCUGCCCAGCCCGCCGGUGUCCCCUCCUUCCCGCGAUUUCGUUGCUUCUCACGCUCCCCCCACCCCCUCCCGCGUCCAGCCCCGCGCUCCCCACCUUGUAAAACAAAGCCGGGGAAAAUGCCUGCCCGUGCAGCUCGGAGCGCGCAGCCCGACUCUGAAUAAUGGCGGCACCCGACUUGCUGGAUCCUAAAUCUGCCGCUCAGAACUCCAAACCGAGGCUCUCGUUUUCCACGAAACCCACAGUGCUCGCGUCGCGGGUGGAGAGUGACACGGCCAUUAAUGUUAUGAAAUGGAAGACGGUCUCCACGAUUUUCCUGGUGGUUGUCCUCUAUCUGAUCAUCGGAGCCACCGUGUUCAAAGCGUUGGAGCAGCCUCAUGAGAUUUCGCAGAGGACCACCAUUGUGAUCCAGAAGCAGACAUUCAUUUCCCAACACUCCUGUGUCAAUUCGACUGAGCUGGACGAACUCAUCCAGCAAAUAGUGGCAGCAAUAAAUGCAGGGAUUAUACCUUUAGGAAACACCUCCAAUCAAAUCAGUCACUGGGAUUUGGGAAGUUCCUUCUUCUUUGCUGGGACUGUUAUAACAACUAUAGGAUUUGGAAAUAUUUCACCACGCACAGAAGGGGGAAAAAUAUUCUGUAUCAUCUAUGCCUUACUGGGAAUUCCCCUCUUUGGUUUUUUGUUGGCUGGAGUUGGUGAUCAACUAGGGACCAUAUUUGGAAAAGGAAUUGCAAAAGUGGAAGAUACGUUUAUUAAGUGGAAUGUUAGUCAGACCAAGAUUCGCAUCAUCUCAACAAUCAUAUUUAUACUGUUUGGCUGUGUACUUUUUGUUGCUCUGCCCGCGAUCAUAUUCAAGCACAUAGAAGGCUGGAGCGCCCUGGAUGCCAUUUAUUUUGUGGUCAUCACUUUAACAACCAUUGGAUUUGGUGACUACGUUGCAGGUGGAUCAGAUAUUGAAUAUCUAGACUUCUAUAAGCCCGUCGUGUGGUUUUGGAUCCUCGUUGGGCUUGCUUACUUUGCUGCUGUCCUGAGCAUGAUUGGAGACUGGCUCCGAGUGAUAUCAAAAAAGACAAAGGAAGAGGUGGGGGAGUUCCGAGCCCACGCGGCGGAGUGGACGGCCAACGUCACAGCCGAGUUCAAGGAGACCCGGAGGCGCCUGAGCGUGGAGAUCUACGACAAGUUCCAGCGGGCCACCUCCAUCAAGCGGAAGCUGUCCGCCGAGCUCGCAGGCAGCCACAACCAAGAGCUGACCCCCUGCCGGAGGACCCUGUCGGUGAACCACCUCGCCACCGAGAGGGACGUGCUGCCUCCCUUGCUGAAAACGGACAGCAUCUAUUUGAACGGAUUGACGCCACACUGUGCGGGCGAGGAGAUUGCUGUUAUCGAGAACAUUAAAUAACCCUCUCUUUGAAGAACCUUAGGCCUAGCCGUAGGUGAGGACCUCUGUAUGCUCUUUAUGACUGUUGCUGGUAGCGUUUUAAAAAAAAAAAAAUUUGUGCAUGAGCUCCAAAGGGGGAACAGAAUAUAGAUAACACCCGUCAUGGCCAUGUGCCAUCUGGCGAAUUUGGAAUUCUGAGCCAGCACUAUCUUUCUGAUGAUGCUUGUGGAGCGGUCCACUCUCUUUGACAAGUGGAACAACACAAGCAAUGUCUGAUGCCUUUUUGUGCCCAGACUGUUUUCCUCCCUCUUUUCAUAAUGUGCCAUAAGGCCUCAGAAUGAAUUAUAAGUGUCUCUGGUAGUAAUGUAGCUUCGAGGGAUCAGUCCUUAACUUUUCAGGGUCUACCUAACUGAGCCUAGAUACGGACCAUUUAUGGAUGACAACGUUUCUUUUUGUAAAUGGCAAGAGAUUCUUAUGCAGCCUUUUACCUAAGAAAUUUUCUGUCAGUGCCUUAUCUUAUGAAGAAACGGAACCUCUCUAGCUAAUGUGUGGUUUCUCCUCCCCCGCCCCACCCCUAGGCUCACCUCUGCAGCCCUUUAUCCCACCACUCCCGUUUGAAUACCAUCCCUUGCUGGAAACAGCGUGUAAACUGACUGAAGUGAUGAUGCCCGAAGAAGGAAUAGAUGCCAAAUUAGAUGGACAUUGAAGCAACACUCAGAAAUUCUAGCAUUAAAGGCACUGCAAAGAAAUGAGGUGUGCAGAUGGUCCCUCUGAGUAUUUAUUUGACUCAGGUACCAGUGGUACAUACACACAGCGUAUUGGUUUCCAGCCUGGUAAAAUUGGCUGCUCCAAACAGUCCCUUCUUUCCUGGCAGUAUUUGGAAUUUAUCAUUUAUUAAGAACUACACAUUUUGAAAGGUGGAAGCAGAAGAAAAAAUAACAUAUGUGCAUAUGUUAUUUUUAUAUAUAAUAUUAUAUAUAUUAUAUAUAUAAUCUGACAAAAGAAAGCUGUUAAACACGGAUCUUUUGGAGGCGAUUUAAGACAAUUGCUGUGAAUUGCCCUUCUGAGGAAUAGAAGAUAGCAUGAUAAUGUGUUAACGACCAUUUGCUAAUAAACGUUAUACUGCCAGCACCUAUUUGCUUUUUUUGAUGGGAAGGCUUAUCUGAUUUUCUCUCCCCAGGUGACUUUUGCCAAACAGGAAGGUGAUGCUGUAGUCAGAGUUGGGUACAGCCUUGCCUUGUGUGGGUGUCCCUCUGGAGCUGUGACUGAGCAUGAGAGCAGUUGAAAGUGGGAUCAUUGUGAUAUUGCACAUGGAAAAAAAAUGCAGAUUGCAGGCAUAAUUCGUCUUUUGACAUUAGAGAAAAAGCUGUUCUAGCACAAUUUAAAUCUUGAGAUCUUGAGAGUUUUUUUUUUUUUAGAUAGAAAAGGCUGAUAACCCUUUUUAGUUGAAUUUUAUAUCCUGUAACUCUUUGGAUGUUUCCAAGAUUCAGAAGAAAUUCAUUAAAGGCACCUAGUAGAUUGCUACUCUUUUAUUUUCAUACUUAGAUCUGCUGUACAUUGUAUAUAUAAUUUUUCAAAUGCAGAAAGAUGACUUCCCCGAAUACAAUUGCAAAGCAUUUCUUUUAUUCUGGGAACAAGGGUGGUGGAAAUAUCUGAAUAAGAGGCAUUCCAGUUAGGAUCUUAAAAAAUAACCGAGGAUCUUAAAACAAACAUCUAAAUAGAUGCUUAUUUUCCAAAAUUUACAUUUAACCUAGAUGUGUAAAUAUUCAUUUAACUUGUUGAAGGUACUUUUAUAAACUUAAAAAUUCUAACCAAAUUUUUAGAAAGUCAGGCUCUUUUAGAGAGAAAGCUACACCCAUUUCCUCAAUAACUGUUCUGAAAGUCCAUAUGGUGGAAUGCACCAUGUAUAAACUGUGAAUUGUAUUGACAAAUAAAGUUUGUAAUUAAAGUCA
Messenger RNA from Nyctereutes procyonoides (raccoon dog), 3689 nucleotides. RefSeq names its product potassium two pore domain channel subfamily K member 2 (gene KCNK2). Gene Ontology annotation, biological process: potassium ion transmembrane transport; stabilization of membrane potential. Bases 523 to 1758 code for a protein of 411 amino acids. Gene Ontology annotation, molecular function: potassium ion leak channel activity; outward rectifier potassium channel activity. The transcript has 7 exons. The record is from RefSeq and is a predicted model, not a curated record. Gene Ontology annotation, cellular component: membrane. NCBI's taxonomy places the organism in Eukaryota, Metazoa, Chordata, Mammalia, Carnivora, Canidae.